Messenger RNA from Rhineura floridana, 1569 nucleotides. RefSeq names its product angiogenin-like. The coding region runs from base 79 to 528 and encodes 149 amino acids. The record is from RefSeq and is a predicted model, not a curated record. The transcript is spliced from 2 exons. Lineage: Eukaryota; Metazoa; Chordata; Lepidosauria; Squamata; Rhineuridae. Gene Ontology annotation, molecular function: nucleic acid binding.
AAGAGAAUUGUAAAUUAGCUGCCUGAGCCGCAGGGAGCCUAAGCGCACACUGUUCCCCUAGAAGAGGCACUGGACAGAAUGAGCCCAUCCAAAGGAUCCUGCUACCUUCUGCUUGUGUUGCUGGUGGCUGAUUUGCUGCCGGGGUCAUUCUGUGGCAACAACCCACACUACGAGAAGUUCCUGAACCAGCACCGGGAUGAGCCAAGGAGCAGCUUCCAUGGCCGGUAUUGCAACACCCUCAUGACCAGCCGUGGCCUGACCAGACCGGAGUGCAAGGAGGUGAACACCUUUAUCCACAGCACCAAAAGGCAGAUCCGAGCAGUGUGCACCGACGGAGGAGGGGUUCCCUUUGGGGAGCUGCGGCAGAGCCGGCAGCACUUCAGGGUCACCACCUGCACCCUCAGGGGUGGCUCAACCCGCCCACCGUGCGAGUACAAGGAGAACACCUCGCCCAGGUACAUCAUCAUUGGCUGCGAAGGUGGUUGGCCUGUGCACUACGAUGAAAGCCAGAUAGUGACAUCUGUCUGAUGCCAAGUGGAGAGAAAUGUCACCAUUUGAUAGAGAUGAAUGAGAAAUUCAAUUCAGUUCUCAUUCAAAGCUGGAUCUCUCCAGUCCGCAAAUUCUGAAACAAUAUGAUAACCAAAAUCCGCACGUACAGUAUCUGAAUUUUGCAAUGGAGUUCUCUGUCCAAACAGUGUUUCUAAAAAUGCAUAGAUUAGGGAAAUGUGUGCAUAAAAAUGAAUACAGUAGUGAAAAUAGCUUACAAAAAUGCAUUAUGUUAGGAGACACUGCUUGCAAAAACAUGUAUAUUAGUUGAAGCUGAAUACAAAAAAAAAUUUAGGAGAAUUCGCACAAAUGAAGAAUUUUCAUGAGAAUUUGUUAAAAUAAAAACACAAAUUGCUGCAGAAAUAUGGAGAACUGAAUUUAAGAUUGGAAAACUGACAAACUGAGAGAACCAAAAUUGACAGAUCCUUUCAUCCCUAGUGUUUGAUCUGAAGGCAUUGCUCCCCCUUUUAAGGGCUCGUCAUCAAACGUGGUCUCCAAAUAACCUAGUCAAAACACAGACUAAGGCUGCAGUCCAAUACAAGUCUGAUCAGACGUAAACUCCUUUGGGUUCAAUGGGACCUACUCCCAGGUAAGUGUGUAUUGGAUUGCAGCCUAAGUACAGGAAAUGGCUUUGAUCUUCCCCCAUCCCCAUAGAGAUUGUAAGCUCCCUGGGGCAAGGACUCUUCUAUAAUACUUAUAGCUUUGUAAAGUGCUGUGUACAUUGAUAGCACUGUAUUAAUAAUUAGUAGUAUUAAUAAUAGCUACAAUUGCUACAAACAGUGGCUUGGAUUCAGACUUAGUCAUACAUAGAGUUCACUAAAAUUCAUGGGACUUCAGUGAGUCAUAACCUAAAUCUCACAGAGGUCAAUGAGUGUGCUGUAAAUAUGACCAAGACUGGGUCCAACCCGGCAUGUUUAUAAUUUUGUGUUUCAGAAAUGAAUGAUGACACUGUGCUGGAAUGUAUUUGAUUGCACAUGUGAAAAUAAAAAUAAAGACUUGUUUUUCUUUUAAAAAAAUAAUAAA